AUCACGGGCGCCUAUUUGUUGUCUGCAUUCCGUGGCAGGCGUUUGUCGCGCGUUUGUCUUCUGGCACAGAGAAAGACAUAGCCCUGGUCUGCACACCUGAAAAUGAAGCGCACGCAGACUUCCGGGAUGCCCCUUGAGUCCCCUUCUCCCAUAAAAAAGCCAAGGGUGUCCCCCUCCGACCUCAACGACCUCGCGACGUCUACAUCAAGAAAACUGAACAUUUCGACACCGAAAACAACACCUAAGAAUAAAUCCGCAUCUCAAGCGAUCGCCCCUACGAUGAACAAGUAUCUUUCAAAAGGGACCCCAUCGUCGCAGAAGGUCCCCGCCGUCAGCGAUGUCAUAGACCUUACUGGCCUGUCAGAUAGCGACGACGAAAUCCCUCAGCCCAAGAACAACACGAGACGCAAGCAGGCCAUGGCCAUUGACAUGACGAAGCCGGCACAACCUCCACAGGCUACACGACCUAACACAGUACGCGGCUCAAAGGCGGGCCCAUUAUCGAGGAGGAAGGAGCCGCAUCCUGCUAAAGAUGGUCGCCCCUUGGACGAAGAGAAUAGCACCGCAGUUGUCGUCGACAGCACCUCGCGUCGCACACGCACCGCCGUCCAGCCUAUCGCAGGGCCGUCGCACCGUACCCGUCGAGCCUCAGAUAUCAUCAUGACAGAUGCAGCCCCAGGCGACGAUACGGAAGCAGAAGUCCUAGAGACAGAGAACCUCAAGGUCUACGGGGAGGACUCCGACAGCGAAGACGACGGCGACGAUGACGACGAAGUGCCGAUGCGGGUACUGCGUGACUUUCGCAUCUUCAAGCAGAAUACGCCAAAGGAACCUGUCCCAUUCGACCAGCUAGUGGAUGAACCCGAAGAAGAACUUGCUCAAUACAGCGCAACGGGCCUAGUCGAAGCAUGCGUGGACGAGGACAGCGAUGAAGAGGGUAGUGAUUCAGCCGACUCGGAGUCGAUGCACGAAGCGCCGCAGACUCAGCGCAUCCGUCUAUCCGACAUUCUCGAGGUCGAUGUGCACCACUGUUUUACGAAGAGCUUCGCCGAGCCAGAGCGCCCCGUCGAGUAUCGUUAUAACGAGAAUAUAUAUUUGCUAACGAAGCACGCCUGGUACAAGUUGGACUCGCCGGCGGCCUCUUAUCGCAAGCACUUCCAGGAAUUCGCUAGGCAGCACCGAAUAUUACACACGCUCCUUAGGGAGGCCCAGAAGGAAGCUCGUCUUACGCUUGAAGGCUUUAAAACACUCUUGGAUGAGAUAGAGGACGACGGAGACGCGCCGCAAGUCAGUAGCGAGGAUCUGGACGAUCCAGUCAUUGUGGCGCAUUUUCAAAAAUUCCUCACCAAGUGUGCUCGCGGCCUUCGCGUUCAACGCGUCCCUGUGAUCAAAAAAUUACUCGAGCAGGCGCCAGCGCCUAUGGUUCCGACGGUUCCCGCAGAAGCAGCCUCGAAGACCUACGCGCCGGCUUCAGCGACGAAGAAGACCAAAGUAGCGCCGUCCGCUUCGCAGCCGGUGGCUCGGCGAAGGACCGUCAGCGCUUCGGAGUCCCCUGAACCCCCCGACAGCGACGACAGUGCGCCCAACGUACGGAAGAAGGGCAAGCCCGCCAGGAUGACCGACAUCCACGUCGAGCCCAUUGUCAAGCGCGUCGCGCAGGAAUACAUCGACCGCGAGAUCUCUGUUACAGAGCACACCGCCUCAAACAUCGAGCAAAAGGAUAAGCACGACGCGACGCAGUACCCCAUCCACAACACCGAUCCGCACGAGAUCAAGAAUGGGCGUUUAUUGAUGACGGAUGAACGCGGCCGACGGUUCUUCCAGUCUAUCUACAUGGACCGUGCCAGGUAUUCGGUUGGCGAUUGCGUCGCGAUCGCUCCCGGCGCCGACGAAGACAAGGUCCGCGAGCAGAACGCUGCCUCGAUAGCUUCCCAGUCUCCCAAUCGGCUCGCAAAUGAUUCGUGGUUCGGUAUAAUCCGUGCCAUCCGCAAGGACGAACCGGGCGGAGAGUACCAGGUCCACGUCCAGUGGUUUACUCACGGGUCGAAGAUGAUACUGCAGGAGUUAGCCCACUCGCGAGGUCUAUUCUUGCUGGAACACUGUGAUGAUAUUCUGGCACCGACCAUCAAGCAGAAGGUCGAAGUCGAUUUUGGGGCCCGUGGCGAGGAAAGGGCAGACGAUAAGGCACCCGAUGGACAACAUUACCACUGCGCCCACGUCUUCGACCCGGAAAAGACCUCGUUCACCACCGCACCUUCGGAGAAGGACCUUGCGCAACUCUACGAAGCUUAUCCGGCCGGUAUGCGGUGUCCUUCGUGCUGCUUGAAAGAGCGUGAUACAGAGAGGGAGACGCUGAAAAGCGAUGGCGCAACGUAUUUCUCUCAUUACGACGAGGACUACCAUGUCGGCGAUACUGUGUACCUCGCUCCCGUUCGGCAGUACGACAAUUUCUAUCGCAUUGGGCUGAUCACGGCGAUCAGAGGUAAAGGUCAGACUCUGUCCGUAUCCCUGCAGAUUUUCGCACGGCACUGCCAGCAAACCCAGCUGCCAUCCCACAUUUCAGCGAGUGGCUUGCAAAAUGACAAUCGCUGCCUCAUCAUUGGGGAUAGGGAUGAUGAAGUUGUCAUUGCCACCAUCGGCCAGAAGACGCUAGUCGUCCAUGGCAAGUGCUACGUCAAGGUCCUACAUACACAAUCCGCCGUCGACGAAUGGGUUGAAGAAGACGAUCACUUUUACGUUGGGUAUCGCCUCCGAAACGGGAAGCUCGUACGCCUUGGUCCCUCCCAGUUCCAUGCCUGUGCCGAAUGCAUGAAGCUGCGGGAGGAUGACCUCGCCGACAUCCGCCGUCUACAAGACAGGCACGGCGUGAACGGCAAACUUCGCGGGCUGGAGCUGUUCGCUGGAGGAGGUGGCCUUGGUAAGGGCAUGGAAAUGUCCGGCUUCGUCGAUACGGCUUUGGCUGUUGACUACGAACCUGCCGCGGUGGACACCUACAAGAAGAACCAUCCGUACACUACCGUCCUUUGCGCAGAUUCGAACAAGGUGCUGAAGGCCGUACGAGGCGACAAGUCUGUCAAGGACGAAUACAACCAACCAUUCCCCCCUUUGCCGAAGCCUUGCACUGCCGACAAAUCAAGCUCCAUUGACUUCGUGUUCGGUGGACCGCCAUGCCAAUCUUUCAGCAAGGCUAAUCACUACAAGGAUCCAAACGACAUCAGAUCUUUCCUCCCUCUCAAUAUGCUGAGCUUCGUUGAGGCCUACAAGCCGGACUACUUCCUGCUCGAGAACGUCCGUGGCCUUCUGGACUUCCGUCUGGGGACCACGACUCGAGGUAUGCAAGACGCCAACGAGUGUAUCAAGAACAGUAUGGUCAAGAUCAUCCUACGGACCCUUAUAGCGCUGGGAUAUCAGGCCAGCGUACGAGUUCUGCAGGCGGGCCAGUUUGGUGUCCCUCAGGCGCGUGAACGCGUUAUUUUCCUCGGUGCAAAGCUCGGACUCCCAAUGCCCGUCCAUCCUGUACCGACGCACGCUUUCCCGAAAGUACCUAACACCGCCAACCUUGCUGAUGGCACUACCCUCGUGCCACUUCCGCGAGCCCCUAACGGAGAGAAAGGCUACAUAUACGCGCCUUUGCCACCUGUCACGAUAGAAGAUGCUAUUGGAGAUCUUCCACCCUUCGACUGGGUCAAUCCGCACGAGAUUUUUCCAUCAAGCACCAAGGACAGAAACGAAUGCAAGGCUAGAGAAGAUGCUGGCAUCAAGCAGCUGGUCGCAACCCCGACUUCGACCGGUCUCGUGGGCUUUCCGAGACCGUCGGAAUAUCACUGCCCUCCUCAAAACCGUUAUCAACUUCAGAUGCGGCGCAACUCCCCAGGAGGGGUUCUGAACAUGUACACGCGCACAUACAGAUCGUCUCUCGUCGAACGUGUUGUGACUGUGCCGCUAGAGCCAGACGCUGACUUCCGUCGUCUUCCCGAGAUCUUGCAGCCAGGCGGCCAGCGGGAGAAAAGGAGAGGAAGCUUUGGGCGCUGUGGCCUAAAAGGCUUCUUCGCCACCGUGAUGACCCAACCAAACCCAAGCUCGAAGGGCACUUGGCUGCUGCAUCCUACGCAAAAGCGGACCUACACCGUGCGCGAAUGCGCCAGGUCGCAGUCGUUUCCGGACGACUUUGAGUUCGAUUCGAAGCAUUCAAAAAACCCCGAAACGGCUGUCAAUGACUUCUGUCGUAUCGGCGGGAAUGCUGUACCCAUUGAGCUGGCAAAGAAGUUGGGUCAGAGCAUCGGCGCGGCCCUGGUCAAGCGCUGGCGGGAGGAGGAGCGGCAAGGCAGCCCCGAACUGUAGCCCCGGACCUGGACUGCAAUCUAUAUAUCGUGCUCAUCUAGUGUAAUACCCCUUCUUGUUUGUUGUAUCUCACUUCACUCAUACACCUGUCGAGCCACUUACACGGACACCACGCCAACGAGUCAG
Schizophyllum commune H4-8 is the source of this 4467-nucleotide messenger RNA. RefSeq names its product S-adenosyl-L-methionine-dependent methyltransferase. Gene Ontology annotation, molecular function: DNA (cytosine-5-)-methyltransferase activity; chromatin binding. The transcript has 21 exons. The record is from RefSeq and is a predicted model, not a curated record. The coding region runs from base 103 to 4341 and encodes 1412 amino acids. NCBI's taxonomy places the organism in Eukaryota, Fungi, Basidiomycota, Agaricomycetes, Agaricales, Schizophyllaceae. Gene Ontology annotation, cellular component: nucleus.